AUGUCUCUCGAAGCCGAAUUCCGUCGUGACGCCAACCCAACGCCCACGCGCUUUCUCCUGGAGUAUGGAGCCUUCACCCCCGGAUUUGGCCUGGACAACUACAACCCUUUCGACGCCAGCCUAAAAUUCCUCAACACCGGCACUCCCAAGGCUGAGCUAAACCCUUUCGACACCUUCUUCAAAACCCCAUCCGCCGCCAUCUCUGUCGUCAACACGAACAACGGCACCAACUCGGCGUCCACAACAUCAGCCCUGACACGGCACGAGGCCGCAAAGAUACAGCAAAAGCGUGGCGCUGAGCGUCACCCCUGGGCCGACAUCAUGAUGGACGAUAUGGCUAUGCCCAUGCCCCAGAUGUCGCCUGGCCUGUCUCCUUCAUCCCCUUCGAGCGCGUCUCCCUCUCCCCCAAUUGCAUCACCUCCUCCAAACAACUUUUCCCCGGACCAAUACCGCCCAUCCAUGACCAUUCCUCCUCACGCCACCAAUUCACACACUUAUGAAUACAACCCCCACCACAGCGAACAAUCGCUUCGCGAUCUCUCUCCAGUUUCGUCGUCAGACUCUUACUCCUACUCCUACCAUACACACGAGAGCCGCCAUCAGGCAUCUCAGCAACCAAAGGACAACCGCUUUGUUGAUAACACCCUGAUCCGCGAUAACCACAGUCAACAGCCGGUCCACUACCAGAACCAGAGUCAGUGCCAGAACCAGUCGCAGGUCCAUCCAGAAGACCGCGAGGACGAAGAGGACGGUGAUGACAAGCACGAGUUGGAUAUGAUGGCUGGUGAUAACGGAGCGCAUGCCUCGACUAUGAGCGGCGAGCCUUCUCCCUCCUUGUCCCCGAUCGAUCGCGAAUCAGGUGUGACUAUCAAGUCGAAAAAGGCAGUCCAAGCCACCGGCCGCAAGACAGGUCCACGGAAACGCUCACAUGGCCAGGACGAGUCGCCUGAAGCCAAACGCCAAAAGUUCCUUGAGCGCAACCGCAUGGCCGCAUCUAGGUGCCGCGAGAAGAAACGUCUCCAGACCCUCAAGACCAUCUCCGAUGCCGACGAGAUCACAGCGCGCAACCAGGCCCUCCACGAGACCCUCAACGAGCUCCAGGAGGAGGUCCGUCGCCUCAAGAACCAAAUCCUUUGCCAUCGGGACUGCAGCUGUGAUGUCAUCCAGAAAUUCGUCCACAGCAGCUUUGGCACCAGCAGCAGGAUGAGCGACAGCUACCCCUCGGCCGUUUCUUCGACCAUGCAUGACUUUCAGGAUAUGAUUCCCGUCCAUUCCAUAGAGUGUUAA
Messenger RNA from Linnemannia hyalina, 1287 nucleotides. Lineage: Eukaryota; Fungi; Mortierellomycota; Mortierellomycetes; Mortierellales; Mortierellaceae. The record is from the annotation of a GenBank genome assembly.